Molecule: messenger RNA, 1784 nt
Organism: Musa acuminata subsp. malaccensis (wild Malaysian banana)
Lineage: Eukaryota; Viridiplantae; Streptophyta; Magnoliopsida; Zingiberales; Musaceae
Product: mitotic spindle checkpoint protein BUBR1-like
Biological process (GO): meiotic sister chromatid cohesion, centromeric; mitotic spindle assembly checkpoint signaling
Molecular function (GO): protein kinase activity
Source: RefSeq, a predicted model, not a curated record
AGUGCGACGGGAGAGACCGCUCAAUUUUGAAUUUCGUGUUCUUGCUAACGUGUUUGUGGAAGAGGAAGGUAACCUUUUGAGAUCAGGAAGAGCGGAUGGAGGAGGAGGCAUCGAUCGCAGCAGCAGAGGUGGAGUUGGUGGUGGCGGAUGUAGACCCGGAGACGGCAUUCUUGCAGAAGCAGCGGCGGCGGCUGCGAGAGGCGGAGGUGGAGGAUGGAAGCGCAGUGGCGACGGGUGGGUUUGAGUGGGAGGUGUACAAGGAGAAUGUCCGACCUUUGAAGCGCGGCCGCAACGUGAAGCUCCUCAACCACGCCCUCCGAUCCCAGGCCGACCGGCACCUCAAGGCCUCCCUCCUCGGCACCCGCAGGAGGAUGAUAGAGGCCAUCGAUGAGUAUCAGGGCGAGGAUCCUCUUCAGCCGUGGCUUGAGUGCAUAAAAUGGGUUCAAGAAUCAUUUCCCACCGGAGGAGAGUGCUCCGGGUUGGUCGUGAUGUACGAGCAAUGCGUGCGCACCUUUUGGCAUGACGAGCGUUAUCGGGAGGACUUGCGUUACCUCAAAGUGUGGCUGGAAUAUGCCGACCACUGUGCUGAUGCUGAAGUGAUAUUCCAAUUCCUGGAUGCAAAUCAGAUCGGACAAAACCAUUCAAUCUUCUACACGUCCUAUGCCAUGCACCUGGAGGCAAAGAACAGGUUGAGAAAGGCUGACGACGUCCUCAAUCUCGGUUUGUCUAGGAAGGCAACACCACGGGAGAAAUUAGAAGCUGCAUACAGGGAAUUUCUCAUCCGUUCAUCACGAAAAAAGCAUGGCAAUGAGGACGAUCUGCUAGAUAAUCCCUUGCCAAUGCGGAGUUUUGGAACUGUUUUAACUUCAGCAGAAUCAAGAAGACAGACAGCAGAAAAUUUGGUCUUUUCUAAAAGGAUGGCCACUCUACAGAGGGUUGAUACCAAUAAGCACCUAUCUGUGUACAAGGAUGCAAAUUCUGGGACAAAUUAUCACCUCCCGAACUUAAAGAAAAAUGAAAUGCCAUGGAAUACUUUAGGAUGCCGGUCUGAUCGAAAUAAGGAAAAUGCUUCAAUUCCAACCAAAUGGUCAUCAUAUAAGAUCCCUCAAAAAAUAGGACACAGUGCAGGUUCAGCAACAUCAAGUGCUUGUAUUGAGGUGUAUGUUGAUGAAGAAUGCUCAGAGUUGCCAUUAGUUCAAGUUACCAAGAACCCAAAAUCUUCCAUAUUGAAACUGAGGCAAGCAACUAGCCGAAACAUAAAGAAGGAAACAGAAAUGCUUAAAGCCAAUCCACUGCGCAAUUUUCCUCCGAGUAGUCUUAGAUAGUAUCCCCAGAAACCUACAGUUGCAUUUUCUUAUGGUGUGGGCUGGAUUUCUUUCCCCAGGCUAUAAAUUUGGCGUUGAUUGCGUUCAGAUGUGUGCUGCAAGUUUUAAACGGAGAUUUCCUGCAUUUGAACUACAUGAAUUAUUGUCUUUUCGUGUCCAAGCAGCUUUUUCCUCCAAAGCUUGCACUGAUGCUGUGGAAACAUAAGAAAUUUAUGUUGAACUCCAGAUAAGAAAUUUCUCGAUGAAGUGGUAUGUGGUGCUAGCUUAUGGAUCAAAUUGUCAUGACAGUGCUUGCGACGUAGUUGAAGUCUGUAGUUGAUGUGAGAAUUAAAUGUCGUGUGACAGUUUAUUAUCGCAUAUUGUAGCGGAUAAUUUUAUCAUCCCAUCGCAGAUGUUAUCCAUAAAAUGCGUCAUGUAAAUGUAUUGGAUUUCAGGAGUUUCACAUUUUCGAAGGAUAAA